GAACAAUCAAUAUCGUUUGCACAUUUGUUACAAAUUUUUUUAAAACACAUUAUAUUUAUCAGAUGUCGAUUGUUUUUAAACAAAGAAAGUAAAUUCUAGCUUAAAAUUUACCGUCGCAAAGAUCAUUUAAUUAAAAAAUAAAUAUUAACAUUUUAUCGUUAAAAUUAUAGAUUAAAUAACAUUAAAAAUGACAGCGGUAGGAACACAAAUAGAUAGUGACAAAAGACUAAUACAAUUUGAAACUUAUGAAGACUAUUUGGAUUCCCUAAUAACAUUUGUUGACCUUGGAUAUUUGGGAAAUCUCAAUGUCGCGCGUAGAUUAGCUGAACUUGGUUAUCGUUGUACGAGCGAAACACUCGACGAAGAAACAUUUUAUCGUCGUUUGGAAGCUGUGAAAAAUUUACUUUUUCCAAUUUAUAGACCGUACGAGUUAACAUCGGAACAAGUGACACCAAGGGAUAAUAUAAUGCAAGAAUUAGCACUCAGAGAACAUCUGAAUAGAUUGAAAAUCAUAUCCACUAUCAUAUUCGUUAGAAAUUUAACAAAACUUCAGUUUGAAAUUUCUGGUUACAUCGAUUUUAGCGAAAGGCUUGAAAAAGAAAAUUGGCUUCCGUAUUUCCAAGGAAGAAAAAAAAUAUGGCCUUGUGCAUCUGACCUUGCAUAUUAUUAUUGGAGAACAGGGAAAACAUGUUUAAACAAAACGUCAAAUUUUCAACCUGUUAUAGACCCAAUAUUAGGGCUUCGAUUUAAGCACUGUCACGAUAGGCAUUUCAUUAAUGUAGAUCCUGGGGUGCCCUCUCCAGGCAUAUAUACAACACGAGUAAGAAUACAUAGUCAAGAAUAUGAACACAUAAUAUUAUACGAUCAUGUUCUGCGAACAAGAUGUUAAACAUAGUGAAAACAUAUAU
Messenger RNA from Bombus huntii, 908 nucleotides. Its product is annotated as cilia- and flagella-associated protein 299-like. NCBI's taxonomy places the organism in Eukaryota, Metazoa, Arthropoda, Insecta, Hymenoptera, Apidae. The record is from RefSeq and is a predicted model, not a curated record. The coding region runs from base 188 to 889 and encodes 233 amino acids. The transcript has a single exon.